Messenger RNA from Porites evermanni, 1551 nucleotides. The record is from the annotation of a GenBank genome assembly. Lineage: Eukaryota; Metazoa; Cnidaria; Anthozoa; Scleractinia; Poritidae.
AUGGCGGACAACACCUUCACUUCUUCGCGCGGUGGCCGUAGCAAAUAUUGUUGUGUCCCUGGUUGCAAAAGUUCCUUUUAUAACAAUCAGGGGGAAAAAACUAAUAUUUCAUUUUUUUCUUUUCCUCUGGAGGCAAAAAGUAGGAAUCGGUGGCUUUUGGCAAUUAAAAGACAAGAAAACAGAGACGGAUUUGUUGUGACGGAAUACACUAAAGUGUGUGAGCAACAUUUUCACCCUGACGAAAUUAAAAAACAGUUCAGUGGCAGGAAAGAUCUGAAAGACAAGACUACUAUUCCUUCCAUUUUCAGCUGGAAUAAAAGUGCGAGCACACCUAAUCGAAAAUUACCAAAAAAGAGAUGUUCUGAGCAAAAUGAAGAAAAUAUUCAGCCUGAAUCAGAACCAUGUUAUUUAAGCUCUAGGUUGCUUAAUGAAGACAAUGCAAGACCGACAGAGGCCUGUGAAAAUUGCGCUUAUUUGAGAAGAGUCGUGGAAAAGUUGGAGGUUAAAUUGUCACUUUUGAUUAAACAAAAAAGUGACGUUGAAAAAGAUUGGAGUGAGCUGAAAGCCAAAAUACAAAAACUGGAAAAAGGAAAGUUUACAUCCAAGAACAUCAGAGAACAAGAAGACGUUUUCAAGUCAUUCACUGGUUUUCAUCCAGUUAAGUUUGACAUUCUUUUUCAAUUUUUAAAUCCUGGUGAGAAUGCUAGUAAUUUGAAAUACUAUGAGCCUUCAAAGAAUGGGUCAGAUGAACCUGAUGAAUGUAAAUUUACUGAAGGAAGUAAGCCUGGUGUGAGCCCUAAAUUGGAUGUGAUUGAACAAUUGUUUAUGUUUUUGGUGUGGUUAAGGUGUGGAUUUGGACAGAAACAUCUGGCGUGGUUAUUUGGACUUGGCAAAUCAACCAUUUCCCGGUACUUGAUCACCUGGUCAAAUUACUUGUACUUCUGUUUGGGAAAUAUUCCCAUAUGGCCUUCUAAAGAUCAGAUUGUUUCAUCCAUGCCAAUGUGUUUUAAGGACACUUAUCCCUCAACAAGAUGUAUCAUUGACUGUACAGAAAUCUUUGUACAAGUGCCUUCUAGCCUAACUACACAGAGUGCCCUUUACUCACACUAUAAGCACCAUGUAACAUACAAAGCUUUAGUGGGCAUCAGUCCUUCUGGAGCUAUAACUUUUGUGAGUCAGUUGUACCCUGGAUCGCUGUCAGAUAAGGAAAUAGUUUCCAGGUGUGGUAUACUACACCCAGAACUUUGGGAGAAAGGGGAUUCAAUUAUGGCAGACAGAGGAUUUACAAUCCAGGAAUUACUUGACCCUCUAGGAGUUAAGUUAAACAUACCUGCAUUUCUUGAUGGCAAAGAGCAGCUUGACAAAGAAGAUGUUGUAUUUAGUCAAACAAUCGCCUCUGUUAGAAUCCAUGUAGAACGUAUUAUUGCUCGCAUUAAGAAAUUUAAAGUCUUAAAGACUGAAAUUCCACUAAAUAUGAAUGGGACCAUAAACCAAAUAUGGACAGUGGCUUGUCUUCUAUGUAACUUUAUGGACCCGCUUAUUAAGCAAUAA